UUUCAAAUUAUAAAAUAAUAACAGUAACACAAACACCAUUCCCAAUUUCUAAAGCAUUCCAAUUAAGCAUAUCAAGAACUCAUUGAAAUCUAAAGCUGUAUGGCAUCUCAAACACUUUUUGAUCUUCCGAUUAUCCAUUUUUCAAAGGAAACUUUGAAGCCCAACACAAGUUCUUGGGUUGCAGCAUGCAAAGAUGUUCGCCAUGCACUUGAAGAGUAUGGAUUUUUCGUGGCAAAGUAUGAUAAAUUUUCCUCAGAACUUGACAUAAAUGUUUUUGAUGGUGUACAAGAAUUAUUCGAUCUUCCCUUUGAGACCAAAACUCGAAACACUUCGGAUUUGACAUUCUAUGGUUAUGUUGGACAACUGCCUCAUGCUCCCCUCCACGAAAGCAUGGGAAUUCCUGAUGCUACGACCAUCGAAGGAGUUCGACGUUUUGCGGAUCUCAUGUGGCCUUCUGGAAAUCAGCAAUUCUGCGAAACGAUACUAUCUUAUGCAAGACUGAUAUCAGAACUGGAGCAAACGGUGGACAAAAUGGUGUUUGAAAGCUAUGGUGCACAAAAACACUAUGAAUCCCAUGUUGAAUCAACAACAUAUCUUCUAAGACCCAUAAAAUAUUCAGCACCAGACAAGAACAUAAGCAACAAUAUUGGUACAAACAUUCACACAGACAAGAGUUUCCUGAGCAUACUUCAUCAAAAUGAAGUUAAUGGAUUGGAAGUGCAGCUCAAAAAUGAAGAUUGGAGUACUGUGGAUGUACCACCUGCAUCUUUUGUUGUCAUGUCAGGGGAUGCUUAUCAAGCAUGGAGCAAUGGGAGAAUACAUGCAGCCAAGCAUCGAGUUGUUAUGAAAGGGGACAGGGAAAGAUAUUGUCUUGCAUUAUUUUCAUUCAAUCACGGAACUACUAAUAUUCCUGAAGAGCUUGUGGAUUCGGAUCAUCCAUUGCAAUUCAGUCCAUUUGAUAAUUUUGGGUUGGCCCGGUUCUACCUCAGUGGUGCAACGCAGAUGACUGAGAGCAGUGCAAAAGCCUAUUGUGGUGUCACUUCUUAAAUUUUCACAAAGAUGUAGAAUAGCAUUAAAUACGGUCCUUAUGCAGUACUAAAUACGGUUCUUGUGUGCGCACGUGUGAAUGUAGUUUUGCGUCUUGUUUUGGUUUUCGAUGUAAAACUGAAAUUGUACUGAAGAUUGUUACCUUGUUUUUAAGUCAAUUUGUGAAUGGAUUUAAGACGUUUUGAA
Olea europaea var. sylvestris is the source of this 1233-nucleotide messenger RNA. RefSeq names its product probable 2-oxoglutarate-dependent dioxygenase AOP1. Gene Ontology annotation, molecular function: dioxygenase activity. The transcript has 3 exons. The record is from RefSeq and is a predicted model, not a curated record. NCBI's taxonomy places the organism in Eukaryota, Viridiplantae, Streptophyta, Magnoliopsida, Lamiales, Oleaceae. The coding region runs from base 100 to 1047 and encodes 315 amino acids.